CAAAUACAUCUUAACGUAAUGGCGGUUAAGCCGGAACUCAAUUUACAUACGCUGGUCGAUCUUACAGAAGAAUAAAAACCGAUUUAUGAUGGCCGUAACCGUUAACUUAGUUGUCAUCCAUAAGAAAUGGACCAAUCGCAGUUGACUAUUCUUGUAAUAAUCGACUGCAAUUGGUCAAUUUCUUAUGGAUUACAGUUAACGAUUACGGCUAUCAUAAAUUGGUCUUAAGAGAGCAGGAAUAAAGAAACUUAAAAAACGAUAACUUAAACUCACCAAAGAAUAUCAAAUUUAGUUAUAAUGUAGAGACUUAUAAGAAAGAGUCAUGACUCACUCAAAGAAACAUAACUGGUGUGUGCCAUCAUUCGACUGUAAUGACUCCACAAAUAAACCUUCAGUGAAGCGUACUAGUUCAAUAGCACUAAAUAAUGAUACAUUGGAUAGAUCACUUACACAAAAUAAACCCCAGCGAAGAAAGCAUGAGACUAGUUUGUCGAAGCUGCUAGAAGCAUGUGAACCGCAGAAACUCUCCGAAUUGGCAAUCAGCAAGCUAAAGCAGAAUGAAAUCUCCAACUGGCUUCAGAACAGAGCUUCAAAGGGACGGCCUUCCAUAUUGGUCCUUUCUGGUCCUUCUGGUUGCGGCAAAACUGCAGCCAUAAAGCUGCUCGCUCAUGAAUACAAAUUCGAUGUUAUCGAGUGGAUUACUCCAAUUGAUCCAGCUGAGGAUGAAAACAAACGCAUAAUGCGACAAGGAGACCGAUUUGAAGAUCACUUAAUCCGCGCGACGCGAUACCACACAGUAUUCGGCACUUGUUCGAAGCAGUUACUUCUCGUCAAGGACCUUCCCAACGUUUAUCAAGAGAACCACAAAGAUUUCUUUUCACUUCUGGAAAAAUAUUUCCAGGUAGGAAGAGAGCCUGUGGUAUUUGUGUGCACAGAGACUGGUAACUCAAGACUGUUGCAGACCUUAUUCGCUCCAACUGUAAGAGAAAAAUACGGUAUCGAUCUCAUCAACGUGAACGCGGCCACGCAGACGGCGAUGAAGAACGUGUUGAAGCGCGUGUCGAACGUCUUGAAUUCCAUCGCUGGCGACAUGCUGCAUGUCUCUCAACAGCACAUCAAUGAGACGUUAUCCAACAACAUUGGCGACGUGCGCAGUGCCAUGUUAAAUAUCAUUUUUCUUUCUCUCAGAGUGCCUGAACGGCGGUCGAAGAACGAGUGCGGCGUGCGGGAGGAAACCUUAGGUCUAUUGCAUGGCGUCGGAAGAGUCAUUAAUCCUAAAAGGGAUCCAGACAAUAAAUCCUGUAGGUUCGUGCAUGAUCCCGAAGAAGUAGCCGGUUUCUUCCAGUCACAGGCGGUGGUGUUUGCCAAGUUCCUCCAAGAAAAUUAUCUGAAUACUAUAAGAACUAUAGAGGAAGCCACAACGGCGUCUGAUAUCUUGAGCUUAACUGAUGUUCUGAAUUCCGAAUGGCGGGAUCGUAAUUUGAGUAAAGUUGCGCUAUCUUAUUGUAUUCGCGGCUUGAUGUUAGCCAAUGAGAAGCCAGUGUCAGGUUGGAAUCCCGUGAAAAAGCCGCGAGACGAUCAGAGUAAUAUACGACGAUGCCUGGCGACCGCAGAAAUACGAUGGUACGAGUCAAUAAUCAAGCCCGUUUUGAAGGAAACAAACGAAGUAUUUGACGACGACGUCGAAAUAUUUAUUGAAGAUGAUUAGAAACGGAAGCCAGCUGUAUUGGAGAAGUAUUUCGCGUUAGCCUCGUUCACCUUCUUUUCCGCAGCCUGUGGGUUGACGAUUUCAAGACCCUAUAAACACCCAUAGUCAUUAAUAAAAACGAAAUAAACGUGUUAUUUUUAUACAUUA
This is a messenger RNA of Odontomachus brunneus, 1855 nucleotides long. RefSeq names its product cell cycle checkpoint protein RAD17 (gene Rad17). Gene Ontology annotation, molecular function: ATP hydrolysis activity; chromatin binding. Gene Ontology annotation, biological process: mitotic DNA replication checkpoint signaling; DNA repair; DNA damage checkpoint signaling. The transcript has 10 exons. The coding region runs from base 323 to 1708 and encodes 461 amino acids. The record is from RefSeq and is a predicted model, not a curated record. NCBI's taxonomy places the organism in Eukaryota, Metazoa, Arthropoda, Insecta, Hymenoptera, Formicidae.